This is a messenger RNA of Symbiodinium sp. CCMP2456, 752 nucleotides long. The record is from the annotation of a GenBank genome assembly. Lineage: Eukaryota; Dinophyceae; Suessiales; Symbiodiniaceae.
AUGACUCGCUCGCAGCUCGUGGCGGUUUGGGAUAAGGCUGGCCAGAGGGUCUGGCUGCAUGGCGGAAACGAUGGCUUCAUGAAGCAGGACCCGUGGAGAUACGAUUCUUCAGCAAACAGCUGGGAUCUCGUCAGGGACAUUGUGCAAUCCGGGCCAUCCGCACGGGUCUCAUGUUGCUGCCUGGCAUGCGAGAGCCCAGGUCUUGUACAUCUACGCCGGCUACAACGGGACCCUUUGCGGAGACCUUUUGGGAUUUCUGGUGACCACUACCUCGACUACACACUCCAAGACAAGUUCUUCAACAACUUGGACUUACAGCUCCACCACCACAAGCUCCAGCUCCACAGCCUCCCGGACAAGUACUUCACACACACGGUCGUCAAGUACCACCGCAAGCACCAGCUGAAGCAGCCUUUCCAUCAGCACCAGCACGAGUUUCACUUCAACAUCAAGAACUCUCGCGCAGGUUCCAGCUGGGUCUUAUGGAUUUUUGCAAGCUUCGUGGCAGUUUUUGUGCUGCCCGUCUCCAUCGUCAGUUUCCGGUACCACUUGUACCGGGAAGUUGUCGUGCCGGUCACGAUCCAAGAGCGCUUGCCGUUCAAAGCGCCGCAGCCAGUCGAUCCCCCGCGGCUAUGCGUGACGUCUUGGGUGCUGCUGACGCUUCCGGUCCUGUCAAUCACAUCGCCUCCGCCGCCCGUGGCGGUUCACUCCGGUGCUGCUCGGAUCAGCAUCCGUCUGCGAUCUGACAUGAG